Menidia menidia (Atlantic silverside) is the source of this 2660-nucleotide messenger RNA. The record is from the annotation of a GenBank genome assembly. Lineage: Eukaryota; Metazoa; Chordata; Actinopteri; Atheriniformes; Atherinopsidae.
GAGAGCCCCCGCCGGGCCAAAGAGCUGCUCAGGUCCGCCCACUGCUCCGGCCCCGCCGUGAAGCCCUACCCCCCCAUCUUCCCCUCCUACAUCAAGACCACCACCAGACAGCUGAGCUCCCCGGGGCACUCCCCCGCCCUGUCCCCCUCCCACAGCCCGCUCUCCCCCCGCCGGUCCCAGCACCACCUCCACAGUAAAGCCCCUGUGAAUGCCAGCAGGACGUUGGUGGAGGGCCAGGCCCGCCGGCAGCGCUCCCGCAGCCUGGCCAGCCCUCUGAGCCGCUCCGCUGACUGGACGGAGGAGCUGGAGAGGAGGCUGAGGAGCAGAGAGGAAGCUGCAGGAGGUUCAGGAGAGUAUCUGUUGGGCUACGGAGGAGGAGGCAGUCAGCCCAUCUGUGCCACCAGAAGAUCUUCCUGUGGACAGGUCUCUCUGUGUGGCUUUCAGGACGUCUUUACAGGCCGUACUCUUCUGGAGAAGCUGUUUCUGCAGCAGAGGCAGCCGGAGGAGCCAGAGGAAGCUGAGAGGUUCUGCUCCCGGAUCCUGGCCAUGGGCCUCCUGCUGCCUUUCUCAGACUGCUUCAGAGAGCCGCUGGGGGGCAGCCCCUCCCACAUCACCCCCACAGCAGCAGCCAAGUUUGAACAUGAACAGCUGUAUACCUGGGCAGCGGUCAGCCAGCCUCCACAUUCCCUGGAUCCUCCAGAGGGAAAACUAUCGACCCACAUCAGGGGCCUCUGGCCUCCAGUCAGGCCAGGUGGAGAAAACCGAACCGGACUUAAAUCCACAGGGGCAGGUGGCCUAGCUCCACCCCCUCCACCUCCACCACCCCCACCUUCUAGCGGCGGACCUCCUCCUCCCCCCCCUCCCCCAGGAGCUGGCUGUGUUCCUCCGGGUUUGACAGGAGCUCUGGGUCACCUGCCUCCCCCACUGCCGCUGGGUCUGUACUCUCUGGGCCUGACUCAGGAGAAACCACCACGGAAAGCAGCCGUGGAGCCCCCCAGACCCAUGAAGCCCCUCUACUGGACCAGGAUCCAGCUCCACACCAAAAAGGAGAUCUCGUCUUCUCUGGUGUGGGAGAUAGUUGAGGAACCCAACGUGGACUUUGAUGAGUUUGUGAAAUUAUUCUCCAAAACGGCGGUGAAGGAGAAGAAGCAGCCUCUGUCUGAGACUAUAACCAAAUCCAAGGCAAAGCAGGUUGCAAAGCUCCUUAAUAACAAAAGAUCUCAGGCAGUAGGAAUCCUCAUGUCAUCUCUGCACCUGGACAUGAAAGACAUCCAGCAUGCCAUCCUAAACCUGGACAACACUGUAGUUGAUCUUGAGACUCUGCAGGCGCUGUAUGAAAAUAGGGCACAACAGGACGAGCUGGACAAAAUUGAAAAGCACAUCAAGUCUGCCAAAGACAAGCCUCUGGACAAACCCGAACAAUUCCUCCACCAACUUUCCCUGAUCCCAAACUUCUCCGGUAGAGUCUUUUGCAUCCUUUUUCAGUCCAGUUUCUCUGAGUGUAUGUCAUCCAUCACCAGAAAGCUGGAUACGCUGCAGAAAGUCUGCAAGGUACUGCAGGACACUGAGACCGUGAAAAAUAUUCUUGGUCUGGUUCUGGCAUUUGGGAAUUUCAUGAACGGAGGCAAUCGAACUCGAGGUCAAGCAGACGGGUUCACGCUCGACAUCCUGCCAAAGCUCAAAGAUGUCAAGAGCAGUGACAGUGUAAAAAGUCUGCUGUCUUACAUCGUUGCUUACUACCUCAGACACUUUGAUGAGGAUGCUGGAAAGGAAAGUUGUGUGUAUCCUCUGCCUGAGCCCCAUGACCUGUUCCAGGCCUCACAGCUCAAGUUUGAAGAUUUCCAGAAAGACCUGAUGCGGCUCCAGAAAGACUUAAGAACAUGUACAUCAGAAGUGGAAAAGGUGUGCAAAGUGUCCCAUGAGGAUAAUCUACAACCUUUCAAAGACAAGAUGGAGGAAUUUCUUGGACAAGCGAAAAGUGAACUGGAGACCUUGAAUGCCCAACUCAGCAAAACUCACAAACUGUUCCUGGAACUGACAGUGUUCUUUUCGGUGAAGCCCAAGUCGGGAGAGAAGGAGGUUUCUCCCAACACCUUCUUUUCCAUCUGGCAUGAAUUCUCCUCCGAUUUUAAGGACCAGUGGAAAAAAGAGAACAAAUCUAUUCUCAAAGAGAGGUUAAAAGCAGCAGAGGAGAGUUUCCGGCAGGCCAAGGAGAAGGCCUCCUACAGCAAAGCCAAGCUGGGCAUGAAGAUUUAAUUCAGUGGACUCAGCAUGUUUAUUUUCCUACAAGUGGUCACCAGCAAAGAGUCGAGCUGUGAUGUAUGGACAAACAGAAGACAGGACAUCAUGGAUACGAGGCUGACACUUCUCUGGACAUUACGUGUCGUUCAUCUAUUGUUUGGUCUGAUCGUUUUUGCCUGACUAGUUGGGCUCUAUGACUCAAACAUUGUCAAUGAAGGAUGUUUUGGUUUAGAGCAACACUUACAUUCAGUACAUUACAUCAGCUCUAAAGUCGUCAUACUGUCUGUACACGCUAUACAGCUGCUCUAUAUCCACAGUGUUAAAUAAUGCUAUACAGUCUCGCUACCAGGACUAUUGCAAUGAAUGGUAAGAUCUGACAUUGAGUGCACGGUAUGAGGAGCAAUAAAGAUUUGUGAGCA